This is a messenger RNA of Clavispora lusitaniae ATCC 42720, 1638 nucleotides long. It is a transcript of the gene IME2, whose product is annotated as protein kinase. The record is from RefSeq and is a predicted model, not a curated record. Gene Ontology annotation, molecular function: ATP binding; protein serine/threonine kinase activity. Gene Ontology annotation, cellular component: nucleus; cytoplasm. NCBI's taxonomy places the organism in Eukaryota, Fungi, Ascomycota, Pichiomycetes, Serinales, Metschnikowiaceae. Gene Ontology annotation, biological process: intracellular signal transduction; protein phosphorylation.
AUGCGACUAUCGAAUGCUGCAACGGCCGUUUGUGGACGUAUAAAAACUACUGUCGCUUCAAAAGAAAAAUUUCUAUUUUUAAUUCUUUUUCUUUUUUGGUUCGAUUCAUUUUUUUUCAUUCUAUUUCUUCUUCACUCUCUUCCAAUAAUGGAUAACCAAGAUCAGGGUAUUCUGCCAAUUCAGAUUGACUCCUUUCAAAAAAAUUACUACAUGAUCAGUAGGUUGGGAUAUGGCAGUUUUGGCUACGCACUAUUAGCCAAAUACAAAAAGAAUAUCAAUAAUUUUCUCGACCAAGGCAAAUUUUCUGUGGGGACUAUGAUGGAACCGAUUAGAAACGGCAAUCUCACAAAUGUAAGAUCCACAGGAUUAGUUGCUGUAAAAGUGAUGAAAACUCAGCUCAAGAACCCUUCAGAUUACUUACGUGUCAAUGAAGUAAAGUUCAUCCUUUCGAUUCCCUCGCAUCCAAACUUGCUUCAAAUAUAUAACCUAUUUAUUGAUGAGACAUCUGGAAAAUUAAACAUUGUGAUGGAACCAAUGAAUCAGAAUCUUUACCAAUUCAUUCAGAAACAUGUGGGAAGGCCGCUCUCGUCCAAAAUUGUUAAAGGAAUGCUUUAUCAACUUCUCAGUGCUAUUAGACACAUCCACAGCCAUGGGUAUUUUCAUCGUGAUGUUAAGCCUGAAAAUAUUUUAGUGACUUCUACUCAGCAAUACUAUGGCGCUAAACAUGAUAUACCUCCCGAGAUGGCUAAAGAUGCGUUUGUUUUGAAGUUAUGUGAUUACGGUCUAGCCAAAAGUGUGAAAAAUAAGCGAGUCCUUACUCCAUAUGUUUCCACAAGAUGGUAUCGUGCUCCAGAAAUUUUGUUGCGACAUGCAAAUUAUUCGCGGCCAAUUGAUAUUUGGGCCUUUGCUUCUGUUGCGGUCGAGUUGGUCAAUUUUCGGCCGAUAUUUUGCGGCCGAAACGAAACCGAUCAGCUUUGGCAAGUUUUGAAAGUGCUUGGUCAUCCUGGGAACUCACACCGAAACGACAUUGGCGGCAAAUGGCUUGAAGCCAUCGAGCUCUCACAGAAUCUCGGAUUUACCAUGCCCUACGCCAUUGGGAAUUCUAUUCACCACAUUUUACCGUCUCUGUACCAUGAGCUUGCUGAGACUAUAAAGUACUGCUUUUUGUGGGAUCCGGAUUCAAGGCCAACCGCAGAAGAAUUGUUUCGAUCUACGUAUUUCAAAGAAUACAACACACUAGGAAAAGAGAUGCUAAAUCUUCUUCCUACUCCCGUUUCACCGACAGAGUCAUUUGGUGGAGCUUGUGAGGAGUAUGAUGAGUUUGCUUCUGCUUCUGCUUCUCGCGACUGUUCCGAACCUGGAGUCUCUUCCCAUCACGCUCAUGUGCACCCCCGCAUUUCGGGCUUGGGGCAGGAGAUUCAACUAAAUUCAUCUCAAGAGGUCUCCUGCGACUACAAAAUGGUGAGCAAGUCGUACUUCCAAAAGUACACAACCAUUAUUGAUAGCGACAUGGACUCGGACCGGCUGAAAUCAUCGGCGGUGGGGAAGGAAAACGUCGAUGCUUUUUACGAAAACGUAGAUCAUUACGACGAGUCGUUCGCAAAUUCGUCAUUUGAUAGUCACAAAAUCGCAUGCUAG